Lichtheimia ornata is the source of this 1977-nucleotide messenger RNA. RefSeq lists its product as uncharacterized. The transcript is spliced from 11 exons. Bases 1 to 1977 code for a protein of 658 amino acids. The record is from RefSeq and is a predicted model, not a curated record. Lineage: Eukaryota; Fungi; Mucoromycota; Mucoromycetes; Mucorales; Lichtheimiaceae. Gene Ontology annotation, cellular component: cytoplasm; protein phosphatase type 2A complex. Gene Ontology annotation, molecular function: protein binding; protein phosphatase regulator activity. Gene Ontology annotation, biological process: protein dephosphorylation.
AUGGACCAGCAACUCAACACAAAUGGUAGUGACACUACCUCUGGUAACAAUGCUACAACGGCACCUACACCAAUGGAAGGCACCAUGACGACUGCCGACACGACUACGACCACUUCACCCCAGCAGGAACAACACACGACAACCACUUCAUCUGCCAUCAAUGCCGAUCCCGCUACACUUUCCACCCCAGGCAGUGCUCCCGACGCAUCUGAACGCUUGGGUACCGAGGAACAAGAACUAUAUCCAAUCGCUGUGCUCGUUGAUGAGCUGAAAAACGAAGAUGUCCAACAUCGCUUGAAUGCCAUUCAAAACUUGGGCACUAUUGCUAUGGCACUCGGUCCACAAAGAACACGUGAUGAAUUGAUACCUUUUUUGAAUGAUUCGGUGGAUGAUGAGGAUGAAGUGUUAUUGGAGAUGGCUCGAGAACUCGAAAAGUUCACGGAUUAUGUGGGAGGAUCUGAAUAUGCACAUUACAUCUUGACGCCUUUGGAACGAUUGGCUACAAUGGAAGAGGUUUUAGUCCGAGAUAGGGCAGUCGAAUCUCUUUGUGGCAUCGCCUCCGUCUUGAGUCCAACCCAGGUUGAGCUUUACUUUAUCCCACUCGUCAAGCGUUUAACCAGUGGUGAAUGGUUCACAAGUCGUAUCUCUGCUAGUGGUCUCUAUGCUGCUGCUUAUCCAAAAUCCAAUCCCUCUUUGCAAAAUGAACUCAGAAGCUCAUUUGGUCAACUUAUUCAAGAUGAUACUCCCAUGGUUCGACGAGCAGCUGCUAAGGCUUUGGGUGGAUUUGCCAAACAACUCAACAAGGAGCAACUAUUGAAUGAGAUCAUGCCACUCUUCAUCAAGCUUACUGGCGAUGAUCAGGAUACUGUUCGCUUAUUGACUGUGGAGGACCUUGUUCACAUCCCACGCAUGCUUUCACAAGAAGAAAACAAGCAAACGCUGUUACCUAUUCUUAAGACUUUGGGACAAGAUCGAUCAUGGAGAGUGAGAUACAGCGUUGCUUCCCACUUUGCAGAGCUCUGUGAAUCAUUUGGCCAAGAAAUGACGCGGGAAGAGCUCGUGGGAUUGUUUGUCAAUCUCAUUAAGGAUAGCGAAGGAGAGGUCAAAGCGUCUGCCACAGCACAAGCUACGGCCUUCAGUAAAAUGAUCGACGAGAUGACAGUCAUGGACAAGAUAUUGCCUUGCAUCAAAGAUCUGGUAAUCGAUACCAAUCAACAUGUACGUGCUGCUGUGGCAACCAAUAUUUGCGAGCUUGCACCCAUCCUCGGCAAAGAUGUGACCAUCGAAUACUUGCUUCCUUUGUUCCUGCAACUUUUGAAAGACGAUUUCCCUGAAGUGCGACUCAAUAUCAUUUCAAAAUUGGUGAAUGUCAACCCAGUAAUCGGUAUGGAUCGCUUGUCACAAUCAUUACUUCCAGCCAUUGUCGACCUUGCUCAAGAUAAACAAUGGCGUGUUCGAUUGGCUAUCAUUGAAUACAUCCCGCUAUUGGCCUCUGAACUGGGAAUGGAAUUCUUCAACGAAAAGCUCUUUGAUCUCUGCAUGACUUGGCUUGGUGAUGCUGUCUUUUCAAUCCGUGAUGCCGCUACCACCAACUUGAGGCAAUUGGUUGAUAUCUUUGGAUCAGAUUGGGCAAAAAAGACCGUUCUUCCUCGAGUGACCAAGAUGGCUGAAAAUGAAAAUUAUCUUUAUCGCAUGACAAUGCUUUUUGCUCUUACGACAAUGGCGGAAUCACUUUCUCAAGAUGUUAUCAAGGAUACAGUUUUGCCAACGGUCCUCUCUCUCAAAGAUGAUACAAUCCCCAACGUUCGUUUCAAUGUUGCCAAGUCAUUGGAAGUCUUAGUCCCUAUCUUAAAGGCCGACACAUCCUGUGGUAACAUGAUAUCUUCCCAGAUCACACCUGCUUUGCAAAAAUUGAGCACCGACAAUGAUCAAGAUGUGAAGUGGUUUGCCAACAGGGCAUUGCUUUCAGUUCAAUAG